AUGGAAGGUAGUUCUCCUAAAUCUACAAAUGGUUCUUCAAUUGAUAUUGAAACUACAAAUAGCUUAGGCUUGAAAUUAAUACCUUUUCAUACAGAAAUAUUUUUAAUUAAGCCAAAUGAUGAACAUGAUCUUCAAUCUUCAGAAAUUGAGCCAAGAUCUUCAACCUUCAGAAAUUGA
Molecule: messenger RNA, 177 nt
Organism: Cetraspora pellucida
Lineage: Eukaryota; Fungi; Glomeromycota; Glomeromycetes; Diversisporales; Gigasporaceae
Source: the annotation of a GenBank genome assembly